Ylistrum balloti is the source of this 1221-nucleotide messenger RNA. RefSeq names its product glutathione reductase, mitochondrial-like. The transcript has 2 exons. The coding region runs from base 1 to 1221 and encodes 406 amino acids. Lineage: Eukaryota; Metazoa; Mollusca; Bivalvia; Pectinida; Pectinidae. Gene Ontology annotation, molecular function: flavin adenine dinucleotide binding; glutathione-disulfide reductase (NADPH) activity. Gene Ontology annotation, cellular component: mitochondrion; cytosol. Gene Ontology annotation, biological process: cell redox homeostasis; glutathione metabolic process; cellular response to oxidative stress. The record is from RefSeq and is a predicted model, not a curated record.
AUGAAAACAUGUGAUUUUCUUGUUAUAGGAGGUGGUAGUGGGGGCAUUGCCGCCGCACGUAAAGCUGCGUCCUUAGGAGCAAAAACAAUUGUUAUUGAAGGCAAGCAUCUUGGUGGGACCUGCGUUAAUGUUGGCUGCGUGCCAAAAAAAAUCAUGUGGAAUAGCGCUAUAAUCGCAGAGACACUACACGACGCAAAAGAUUAUGGUUUUGACCAAAUAAGUCCAUCACCAAUCAAUUGGCUCCAUCUCAAACAACAACGAGAAACCUACAUUCACUACUUAAACAAUAUCUAUAAACGCAACCUUGACACUAGUAAUAUAGAAGUCUUGUCUGGUUGGGCACAUUUUACUGACAAUAAAACAGUACGUGUAAAUAAUACAACCAUUCACGCCGAGCAUAUCCUGAUAGCAACGGGUGGGAAGCCUCAGAAACCUAAUAUUCCUGGUAGUCAUUUAGGAUUAACAUCAGACGAUUUUUUUAAGCUAGAAAAACAACCAAAACGUAUAGCUAUUAUUGGUGCUGGCUAUAUUGCUGUUGAACUUGCUGGCAUCUUAACUGCUUUAGGAACGGACACGAACCUAAUCAUACGCCAUGAGUAUCCAUUACGUCAGUUUGAUAUAAGCUUACAGAAAGCAUUGAUAGAAAUGUUAACACAAUCUGGCACCCGGCUUUACAAAAAUACAAAACAAACUAGUAUAGAUAUUGAUAACAAAGGCCAUAUUCAAACAGAUGCAUAUCAAAAUACAACAGUAGCAGGUAUCUACGCAGUAGGAGACGUAACGGGACGCUUAGCCCUUACACCUGUUGCUAUUGCUGCAGGUCGUAAACUCGCAGACCGCUUAUUUGGAAGCAAACCCGAGGCAAAACUUGAUUACAACAAUAUUCCAACUGUCGUCUUUAGCCACCCUCCGAUAGGUACGGUUGGCUUUACAGAACAAGAAGCACAGCAACAAUACGGCAUCCAAAAUAUCAAAACGUAUCAAACACAAUUUACAAACCUUUAUCAUGCAUUAACAGAGAGAAAAACGACUACUGUUAUGAAACUAAUUGUUGUAGGUGAUCAAGAAAAAAUUGUAGGCAUCCAUGUUAUUGGCAUAGGUGCAGACGAAAUGAUUCAAGGAUUUGCAGUCGCGCUCAAAAUGGGUGCAACCAAAGCAGAUUUUGAUAACACGGUGGCUAUCCACCCCACAGCAGCUGAAGAAUUUGUCACACUAAAAUAA